AUGAGUUGGAUUUGGAAGGAACAGAGUUUCAUGGAGCAGGUCUGCAACGAAUUCCUCUCGUUCAACCUGGGAACAGUGGUACCGGCGCAACUGCUGUCGACAUCAGCGAGCCUUAACGCAGCAGUGAACUACAUGGUGAGAAUCAUCAACAAAACGCUCGAAAAAAACGGAACGCUGAUUAACGCGCAAGUGUACAAGAGCAUUUUGAAGUCGAAGGAGGUUAUCAGCACGACGGACAGCAUCCUGUGGCAGCACCUGCAGGACGCAGUGACGUCAGCAGCCAGCGGAAACUACUCGCUGCUAUACGGCUUCAUAUUCAGCAUGAUCAACAGAGUGAGAGACCUGCAGGAGGACGAGUGGAUACUGGUGCCGGGAGGAGUGCUGCUUUCGGAAAACACGCCAGCAGAACAGCUGAGUUACGCAGUGCACAAGCUCAGAGGAACGGGAAGUUACAUGUUCGUCGUGAUCAACACGGGAGGGCUGGGCCUCAAGUACCACUCGUACAGAGUAAACAAGGGAACGAAGCUGGGAACGCUGCAGAGAGACGCGACGCUGGUGCUUAAAGACGUGAAGCCAGAGGCGCUGCUGCACUCAGCCUUCUGGUUCAUGCUCUACAGACUGCUCUAUGUGCCGAGCACGCACAACUACGAGAUCCUGUAUACGGUGCUGCUCCCCUUCCUUAACAACAAGUCGCUGCCGCUAAACUGGAGAGUGGACAACCUGAAGAACGUGAAGCCGACACAGCAGACGGCGCAGACGACGCAAGACGACGGGAACAAGAAGCUGCUGAUAGAAGCGUUCACGCAGCUGCACGAGUCUCACGAGUCAAAGCAGACGAAGACGGAGAGCGCAAGAAGCCUGUCGAUGGAGAUCAACAAGAACCUGGGAGGAGUGUGGUUCGACGUGCCAGUUAACACAUAUAAGCCAGCGAUGAUGAUAGACGCACUGUCAGCGCUGGUGGAGAUCAUACUGCUGCAAAACGGAGUUGAGGCGCCGGAAGUGGAUCUGGUGUUCAUCAUGCUGCAGCUGUCGACGUGCCUGCUGAUCUACGAGGAGAUGGAAAAGCUGACGGCUAAGGAGGCUCUGGCUAGUCUGGGCCACCGCAGCACAGUGCUCUUCAUACAGCUCUCCUGCAAAAAGCUGACCAUGAUGGCAGCAGAGUCCCUGCUCUCAGAAAGCAGCAAGAAGAAGCUGAUCGACAUCGACGAGGACGCGCUCACAAUAGAGCUGGCGGCGCACCUCUCAAACAGCAUAUACCAGACUUCAGGAGACGAGGAGGUGAGCACGAAGAUGGUGAGCAUGUCGGGAGGAGUUAACACGAGGAAGGAGCUGUACAGCCUGAUCUGCUACCUAGUUAACAGCAUCAACAAGAAGCUCCACGAACUCAUUCCGAAUCAGCUGCUGGGCAUGGGAAAGGGCUCGUGCACAAUGGACAGGAAAAUGUGCGCAAUAGGAAGCAACUUCGGCCUGAACUUCGAGUUUGAAAACUUCGGAAAGUUCAGGCUCGACGGCGCGAACGUUAACGAGCUGGCGAAGGGGACAGUGAAGUCGCUGCUGCUGUUGCCGGUGGAGCUGACGAGCGUGGAUUACCCGGUGAAGGACUACACGGACGUCUGCAAGGUGCUGCGGGAGUGCGUGCAGACGUGCACGAUCCUGAGUAACCAGAGGGACGCAAUGCCCUACACGUACGCAUGGCGCUACCAGCUGAUCAAGCACGUUGUCCUGGAUCUGCUGCCGAUACCGCUGCCGAGGAGGCAGCCGGCGGAAGCACGGUCGGGGCAGACUUCAGGGCCUGCGACGAACGGGUCGGACGCCGGUUCAGUGGACCAGGCGCCAGACGUGCGAGUGGAUUUCUGGAACAGCAUGGAGAUACUGCGGGAGACGCAGCUGGACCUGCUGAGGCUGCUGCAGCUGCUGGCAAGGCACCUGUGCGCGGUCUUCUGCUCGCUGGUGAAGACGAGGCCCAUCGAGGGGGAGAAGGCGAUCCUGCUGGCGGCGAUCUGCUCGAUCACGGACGCGGUGGUGCGGAAGAUCGCGAUCGACACGCCGUCGUACCUGUCGCUGUUCUACUCAGGAAAAUCGGAUGGACCAGUGGGAUCGUUUGGAUUCUUCCUGGGCAAUUUUGCAAACGAGUCGUCGUACUACGGGCUGACAGAUCCGAUGCUGGUGAUCGUGAGGAACAAGGUGCUGGAGUACUUUAAGUCGCUGGAGCCGACAGUGGACAAGUACAACGUGCUGUUCACGUGGGAAAAUAACAUGGAGAUAAGUAAGGGAGACGAGCUGCUGCUGCAGCUGCUGGCAGUGCAAAUGGGAUUCACGAGGAACCAGGAGGACAUAAGGAAGUACUACAUCAGCGAGUCGAGCGAGUUCAGCUGCAUAUUCCCGGAGUUCGCAAACCUGAGAGACGUGGCGUUCCUGGCAAAAUCGAUAGGAUGGUCGCAGAACUCGAUACCGCUGAGCAGGUACUCACUGGAAGAUAGCACGCUAAAGUACACGCUUAACAGCAGCAGCACAAUAAGCGUAAAGGUGUUUGGAAAGAGUCUGAAGGUGGGAGCGAUAGUGACAGGAAACAGAAGAGGAGUAAACGUCAACUACUACAGAAAGAUGAUGAAGUGGUUCUCAGGAAGCAGCAGUAAGAACAUAGCGAGCGCAGCAGACCCACAUAACCUGACGGACAUAGAAAUCAAUAACGAGACCGACGUGCUGCACCUGAGCUCGUUCCCGGACUACGGAGGGAAGCUGGGCAGAAGAGACAGCGAAAUACUGCUGCAGUACCUGACGGCGAGCUACGUGAGGAUUCCGCUGGUGACGCAGUUCUUCAGCGACGAGGCGAAUCUGCAGGCGCUGGUGAGCGAGGAGCUGCAGAAGGUGGUGGUGGCGAGCAUCUUCGAGCCGGGGACGUGGCAGAGUAGCAAGAUAGGCUUCAAGCUGCCGCAAACGGCACCAGUGCAGAGCAGAGACGUGCUCUCGACGAGCCUCGGCCUGCUGUACAACGAGAUACUGAACGCGCCAAACUGCCUGCUGAGCAGCAUAGAGCAGAUGAUUAACCUGACGCUGCAGAGAGACCACCAGGUGUACACAGGAGAGUCGUCGAAGCUGUUGCUCUUCAUCACGAGGCUGACAGUGUACAUAAGCAACUACAUCAAGGUCAUCAUCGAGUAUAACCUGGACCCGACGAACGCGACGAACAGAAGCAAGGAGGAGGGAGAUCAGCCGGAAGUGGAGGUGCUCUACGACAACCUGUUCUACGUGCCGGAGAUCAUAGUGGGCGCGGAAAACCUGAAGGAGCUGCAGGUCUUCCAAGCAAGAAUCAACAAGCUGCUUCGAGAGUCAGCACGAGUGCUGACGAAGAGAGCGAUCAAGGCGGAGCAGGCGAACGAGCACAACACAGCAGCAUCAGCAAUGGCGCACGUGGCGCUGAUAUACAACUACCUUAUCCUGCUGAAGAGCAGUGGCAGCUCGCGCUGUAGCACAUCAAGAGGCUCGGCGAGGACGACGGCAAGCGAGUCGCCGCGAGAAGACGCGGAUCAGCUGUACAUAAAGCUGGCGAGCUGCAUCUUCUUCGUCUUCGUGCACCACCAGUUCAACGUGGAGCACUACACAGGCAUGGACGGAGAGUUGGAGGAGGACCCGCUGUGCCUGCCGGACAUGGAAAUGUUCAACAUCAUGCAGACCUCGAGGAACCUGCUGCUCAACUACUUCAGAACGACGAAGGACGUGACCACGAAGAUGGAGCUGCUGGUGAAGGUGGUCUCGCAGCUGUCGUCGACGAGCGCGACGGGAGAGGCGACGAGGUCGGGGCACGAGGAGGACCUGUGGCAGGAGAUACUGACGCCGUCGCCCUCAGGAAGGUUCACGAAGGCGUCAGCAGCACAGAAGGCGCUGGUGCAGCUGACGAACGCAAGUUCGGACGAGCUGGAGAUCGACGACGUGCUGCUGGAAAGCUUCUACGUAGACGAGGAGUUCGAGGACGCGGCGCAGGGAAGCUGGGGAUUCGACUCUCAGGUGGCCUCAGGGAUCAAGGAGGAGACGCCGACGGCGCAGCAGCAGAAGGAGGAAAAGGAAAAGCAGGACAAGGGGCUCGUGGGAAACACGAAGACGCAGGUGAUCACGAAAACGAACAAGGCGCUGAAGCAGUCGAAGUCGCUGGGGAAAAAAAUGUACCGAAAGCUGAAGAAGAAGGGGAAGACAGUGGAGGAGGUGACGCCGCUCGACAGGUACGAGGCGUGGCUGAAGAUGAAGGUGAUGCAGCACUGCGACGUCGAAAUCAACUUCCAGACGGCAGAGUUCUCGCUGAAGAAGAACAAGCUGCAGCUGCUGGGACACUGGGUGAAUAAGUACGACCACUUCGUGGACAUAUUCGGGAAGGUGACGAACAAGACGACGAUUCAGUCGGCGACGGUGCAGCUCCACAGGAACAGGCACUGGCUGCGGCUGACGGGCCGCGAGUACGACCUGAUCAAGUGGGAGCCGCCGGAGCAGCAGUACCAGCUGACGAACAAGACGCCGUUCAAGUACGCGAAGCCGCCGAAGGGGCUGGAGUGGGUGACGAGCGUAAUGGAACCCUUUGUAUCGCAAUACGCGUCGAAGUGGAGUUUUUACAUAGACAGAGACGUAGUUGACGGAGUUAACAACGCGAGGAGUGUGACGGCAGAUAGCUUCUACGACGAUUUCGAGUACGGAGAGGAGGAGGCGCUGGACAGCGUAAUGCUGUACGCACAGUACACAACAGAUCAGUACAGUGUGGGAAGUGUCCACAGCAUGGCGAUGGCGAGUGGGACGAGCAGUGUGCCAGUGGAAGAGUUUUACCAGAGUGGCAUGUGCAAAAUGGUGGACUACAGCGGGACGUACGUGCCGCAAGCACACGAGGGGCUGAUAAGAAUAGCAACGGACACGUUUAACACAAUCAGUAACGUCAUCACGGACACAGCGUCGACGAUCACGAAGCUGGCAGGAACGAGUAGCAGCAUAAACAAGGAAGUGUACCUGACGAAGUCGCCACCAUGCGUGUAUGUGUUCGACAUAGUGGAGGUGGGAAGAACAUGGUACAGGUCGCUGUGCUACAGCAGCGACGUGACAAUGUCGUUCUCCUCGUCGAUACCGAGGUACAUAACGACGACGUCAACGACGACGAGUCCGAAGAAGAGUAGCAUCGUGCUGGGAGACCCGAGAGACCUGAGUAACACAUCGACGGACGAAAGUCUGCUGAUAAUAAGACACGCACAAAGUCAGCAGGUAGCAAAGGAGAGCGCGAGAGAAGGAGCGAGGCACAAGACGUGCGUGGAGUACGAAAUGCUGAUACUGCCGAAGCUGCUCAACGGGCUCCUUCCACAAGUCCUGCUGGAGGAGUACCAGUUCUGGCAAAACCUGAAGACGUCGGAUCUGAUAGGGUACCCGAUGAGUUCAGUGCAGAGGAAGGCCGGAGAAAAGGAGAAGGACGUGUUGGCGAUGGACCCGACGGAGGAGGACACGUCGACAGCCCAGGACCUGACGAAGAAAAAUUACCUGCAGGUGGAGCUGGUGACGAUAGGGCCGAUGGACCCGAGUUACUUUCAGCAGUCGGACGCGAGAGCGCUGGUGAGCAGAAGGAACAAGUACACGGAGGAAGUGUACAACCUGGUUAACCUGCAGAACACGAAGGACGCAACCAUCAGAGAGUUCGUGGCGACGCUGACGAGACUAGACGACCUGUCGCACGUGCUGGCAUGGUCGCUGCAGACGAGUCUGCAGGCGUCAAACGUGAGCCCGGCAAACACAUUCGGCUCGGACGUUACGCCGACGAAGAUAGACCUUAUCGAGUACGCGAAGCUAGGUCUGACCUUCAGACUGGACGCGACGAAGGCGAACAGCAACCGCUACAUCUGCGACGAGUACAACGGACUGUACCUGAACUACGGAGACGUGAACGCGAGUCCGCUGACGAGUAGGCUGAUCAGAGGGCUGGAAAACUCGCUGCUGCUCUCGGACGACGACGGAGAGCUUUAUAUUUUGGUGAGCACAGUGCGCUGCCCAAUGAGAGUGUACCCGACGGUGCCGCAGUCGUCAGUGGCAGCACAGACGAUAUACAACUACCUGCUGGGCCUGGGAUGGCCGGAGCUGGUCUACGACGGGCACAACACGAACUGGCUGAACAACCUGGACAGCAAGCACUACCUCUACAAGGUGCACACGAGCAGAUGCUUCCUCUUCGUGCCGACGAGCAGCAGCCUGCUCUACCUGCUGAUGUGCAGGUUCCUGGACAGACAGUACGAGCAGGUGUGCAGGCUGAGCAGCAACAUGAUAUUCGACCAGGUGCAGAACGACGAGUCGAUACUCUACUGGUCAAUCAUAUCGAAAAUCGACUCGAACACGGACACGCACCCGGACGCGUACGCGAGCAGACUGCACAUCCUUCUGGCGGCGAACAAGCAGGGGAUCACGAUCAGCAAGGGGAUCAACAUCCUGACGGUGUCGACGAACAAGUUCAAGAAGGGCCUGAGCACGUUCAAGUCGAUCUUCUCUGGACAGACGAAGAGCGCGUCGCAACCGACAUCAGCAGGGCAUCAGCAGAGCAAGGAUGCAUCGCCGAGGCCGGGAGGCGACGACGACAAGAUAUUCAUUAACUGGGUGCUGCACGAGCAGCUGUGCCACUACAUACACCUGAACAGGCUGGUGAGCGCAGGCUGUAAGCUGAGCAUAGAAGAGGAGCUGGAGCUGCUCUCGCUCUGCCAGUCGUACUACCUGCUCAACACGCUCAAGGCGAGCAACAACGCGCUGAUCAGAGAGUACGUGGUCGCCGCGGACGUGGAGCUGAGCGUGCCGAGCAAGCCGACAGUGACGACAUUCGACGAAAUCGUCGACAGGUCAGUGAUAGACAAGAACCUGGUGAUAGACGCAGCGACGUCAUUCACGACGAUGCGCUACAAGAAGCCGCACGAAAUGCAGAGCGGGCCGAACUCGCUGGAGUACAUAGACAAGCUGCUGCAGAAGGGCGUGACGAUCUCGGAGUUCAUGACAGUCUACGAGCUGCUGCUGGGAGUAUUCCCGCUGACGACAUUCCCGAACGAGACUACGCACGGCUGGGGAGCAAUGCUGACGCGCGUUAUCAGCUACAAGGAGAAGGGCGCGAAGAACAUGAUGAUGUCGACGCUGAAGGUGCUCUGCACGAACCCGGGCGUCGCGGCGCACAUGCCGCCGUGCCCGGAGGACCUGAGCAAGAAGAAGCAGUUCGCAGCAAUGUUCACGCGAGCGCACCAGCCGGUCCACAAGUUCAUGGGCGACCUGCAGCGAGUGUUCGGCAGGCUCGAGGAAAACAAGGAGAUCACCUGGGACUCGACGGGGCGCUCGGUGAACCGAAUGGAGUACGUGAUCAAGGCGGACCCCGUGAUCCCGAGGGGGACGCUGACGACGCCCUGGAUGUUCCGCUCCUACAGCACUGACUACGGAAGGUCGGAGUUCGCAAUGAGGCCUGCGACGAUCAUGAAGACGACGAUCACGAGGGAGCUGCUGCGGGACAUGUCGACGCAGCUGAUAUCGGACUCGCUGCUCAGCGACGUGUACACGGCAGCGGCGACGACCAGGGCGUCGGACGACGACGCGUACGGCUUCAGCGAGAAGAACACGCUGCCAAUUGACCUCGACAAGCACUGGAUCAUGAAGUACGACGUGUGCAAGAAGUACCUGGAGAGGCUGAAGCUGGAGUACCAGAGGUACCUGAAGCAGCAGGAGCAGCAGAUGGUGCAAAUGAGCACGUUCGUAGGAUUCGACGAGCAGACAAUAGAGAAGACGCUCAAGGGAGACAAGGAGCAGUUGACGAAAGGAGUGACGCAGCUGACGACGCUGAAGGACAGGCUUUUGAACCUGUUUAAGAGUGACGGACAGUUCAUAGAGACGUCGAUAAAGACAGUGCUGCAAAAGUCGAAUUCUAUCACGCCAGGAACGUACGCGAAUUGGGAAGGAGCGGCAGGAGCGUCAGGACCGGAGGGAAAGAGCAGUCCGAGCGUAGGAGAGAGAAUGAGUAAGCUGGGAGGAAGCAUGAAGACGAUCAUGAGCUCAGCAGUGAAGGGAGGGCUCAGUCAGAACGUGAGUCUGAACAUAAAGAACGCAAUCAAAAGCGUAAAGGCAGGAGAAGAGCAGCUGUUCCCAGACCUGGACUACAACGACGGGAACCUGGCGUGGAGCUUCGUGUUCGGGAAGCUGGCAGGCCUGGAGAACACAAUAACCUUUGAGCACCUGGUGGAGUGUCUGGUGUCGACCAACGGAGACCAGAGUCUGCGCUACCUUAACCCGUUCGUGUCGGACACGAAGGAGAUACUGUCGCUGGUAGCAGCAAUCAUGCUGACAGUUAACAGAAGAAUACACGUGGCAAAGUGCAUAUCGCUGCUGCUGUCGAUACUGCAGGCAAUAAGAAGGUUCUACAACAUGCUCUCGAGUGGAGCAGUGGCGAGUUACGGAAGGCAGGGAGGGCAGGUGUCGACGAAGGAGGAGGAAGUUAACAUGCUGAAGUGUGAGAUAAUAACGUCCUCAAAGCUUCUCUCGGAGAAGCUGAAGGUGUCAAGGCACUACAUAAGGUACGAGGAGACCCUGGGAAUACAGUUCGACCCGAGGCUGCUGCUCUUCGAGUUCAACUGCGGAAUACUGCUCUACAAGAGACAAGUGGAGCUGGUGCAAAACUUCAUGAAAAACGCAAAAAGCAACAGCAGCUGCUGCCACCAAAUGAUCAUGGGAGAAGGAAAGACGACAGUAGUAGGGCCGCUGCUGUCGCUGCUGUUGGCGGACGGAGAGAAGCUGUUCGUGCAGGUGUGCCCGAACUCGCUGCUGGAGUUCACGAGAGCGACGCUGAGAGAGACAUUCUCAGCAGUUAUCAAGAAGAACGUGUACACCUUCAAGUUCACGCGCUUCGACAAGGCGACGCCGGAGCUGUACCUGAAGCUGCUGCAGGCGAAGCAGACGCGGUCGGUGGUGAUAGCGACGCCGACGAGCAUCAAGUCGCUCUUCCUGAAGGUGGUCUACUGCUUCCACAAGCUGGAGUCAGGAGAGCUGAAGCAGGACGUGGUGAGGAGAGUUAACAACCUGCACAAGAAGCUGGUGAGCAUCUGGAACAUGACGAGCACGAAGGUGGUGGACCUGGCGCACACGACGGCAGGAGGCAGCAAGGAAAAGUCGAAGAAGAGCAAAGAUGAGAAGAAGGAGAAGACCAAGGAAAAGGGAGGACAGGGCGCGGGGUCGGCAGACGGGAACGAUUACGUGUACCACAGAGACGUGCAGCUGGAGAUGGACAUGUGUCUGCGGAUCCUGGAGCUCUUUAACAACGCAGUGCUGCUGAUGGACGAGAUCGACCUGCUGCUGCACCCGCUGAAGAGUGAGCUGCACUGGCCGAUGGGACAGAAGGUGCCAAUCUCGCACCUGAACAACAGCGAGUUCCAAAUCAGGUGGCUGCUCCCCUGGCACAUCCUGCGAGUGCUCUACGCGAACCCGGAGCAGCAGAUGGGCAAGGGCGAAGGGCAGAUCUACGCGAGAAUCAGGUCCUGCAUCGAGGAGGCGGUGGCGAACAGCUACCUCUCAAACUUCCCGCACAUCAUUCUCCUCUCGACGAAGUGGUACCAGAACGAGCUGCUGCCGCUGAUGGUGGAGUGGGUGUACCAGUUCCUGCGCACGAAGAACCUGCUGACGGAGAGCUACAACGAAGUGUACCAGUACGUGGUCAACAAGAACGUGAGCAGCAGCCUGAAGACAGUGAAGGUGCUGGUCUUCACGCGCGAGUGGCUCUGCAGCAUAUUCCCGCACGUCAUCGCGAAGGUGAACCAGGUUAACUACGGCAUCCUGAGCCUGAAGCAGAUCGAGGACGGGCUGGCGCACAACCCGAACAUGCCGCAGACGAGGAGGAUGCUGGCAGUGCCCUUCGUGGGCAAGGGGACGCCAGCAAGAGACUCGGAGUUCUCGCACCCGGACGUGCUGAUCGGCUUCACUAUCCUGUCCACGGUCUACCAGGGCCUGCGCUUCUCGGACUUCGUGCUCACGAUCAGGAGCCUCUGCAGCAACUUCUACCAGGAGCCGGGCAAGACGGAGUUCAGGCCCUCGUACAAGCUCUUCAACAGAUGGCUCAACUCAGUGGGCUACUACAGCAACGAGACUGCGAGGAGUACAGGAAGCAGAAACAGCUACCACUACAUAAGGUACCUGGAGGAGGGCGCGUCGGCGAGAGAGGCGGAAGGCAGGAAGGUGAACGGCACUACGACGAACGCUGUCAGCGACGUCCUGAGCGGUGGAGGAGCUUCAGUUCUGAACGGUGUCAACGGCGCUAGACUGAUGAGCGCCACGUCGGAAGGCGCUAAGAAGCAGGGGAAGAGCGAGUUCAGCGAGAGUCUGGAGGACCUGUUUGGGUCGCCAAAGAAGGCUGAGGAGGCGAGUAACGCAGCGACGCACAGAGUGGAGGAGCAGCCAGCUGAGGUGGAAAUGGACAGAAUAUGGUGCCUGGACGGAAUCAACGUCUUCGACAACGAGCAGCUGCUGGCACUCUACCAGAUACUGAAGAGAAGCACGCUCGUGAUGGAGUACUACCUCUGCAAGGUGCUCUUCCCGCUGGCGAUGGAGUACUGCGAGAUGCAAAUGACGGCGACGGCGCAGGAGCUCGGCUCCAGCAUAAUGUUCCCGACGAGGCUGGGCUUCUCAGGAACGCCCUCAGACCUGCUGCCGGUGGAGAUGAACGGAUGCAACUUCUCGCCGGGAGUCGACGGGAAGAUGAUAGCAGUGACGACGGACGAGGCCGUGGUCAGCGGCCCGGUCCUGCUGCCGGUGGGCUGGGACGCGGACGCAAUAAUCAACAUGGUGGCGACGUGCCCGCAGAAGCCGCUGGCGCUCAUAGACACGGGCGCGCUGAUAACCAACUACACGAACUACGAAGUGGCGAAGCUGCUCCUCGUGAGAGGGCUGAGCCACGUGGAGGGCGUGGUCUUCCUGGACGACGAGGACAGGCAGAUGAUUCUGCUCAGGAACAAGUGGACGGUGACGCUGCUGGCGCACUGCGGAAUACCGCUCCAGAAGCGCUUCAGCUUCUACGACCAGAUACACUCCACGGGGCAGGACAUAAAGCAGGCGGCGCGAGCAGUGGCGUACAUCACGAUAGGCCCGGACAUGACCUUCAGAGACUUCGCGCAGGGCGCGUGGAGGAUGAGGGGCAUAGGCCAGGGGCAGACGAUUAAGAUAAUACAGCCGCCGGAGAUCAACCAGCAGAUCACGUCGGUGACGAACAACAAGGGAGUGCUCGGAUGCAUAUGUUGGUUGCUGAUCAGAGGGCUGCUGAACGAAGUGAGGCUGGGAAGGCUGCUGAUAGAACAGUGCGUGGAGAACAUAGCGAGGAAAAAGUCGUUUCAAGCGCUGAUACAAGACCACCUGAACAUAGGAGGGAACGUGCACCUUGGCGCGCACGUGCAGCUGUUCAGAGAGUUCAGAGAUUUCUCAAUACCGAACACUUUCGCGCCAAAGGUGACGCUGAACAGAAGGAUCCUGGACUUCAGCGCAAGACACCAGAUCUCACACACCCAGCUGCACUCGAUCACGUCGUUCCUGAAUCAGCACGACAUAACGGACGACAGCGCACACACGAGUAACUCGACAGACUUUGACAUCGCGAGAAACAAGGUUAACGUGUCAGGGCCGUCAUACAGCAUGUCAGGACAUAGCUCAGCAAGAACGAGCAACAUAAGCCAGAUGAAUAAGAUGAACCAAGAUCUGUUUGCACUGUCAGAUGAAGAGGACAUGUUUGAAACGCAGGACCAGAUGGAAGUAGCACCGAGGCAGUCGCACAGCAAGGAAGUAAACGACUACCUGGGAAUGGAGAUAACAAUCGACGACGACAGAAGCGACGAGGACCUGGUGUACUGGCCGCUCGACAGCCUGAUCGACGCAAACGCACAGCUGGAGUUCCUGAGGUGCAGAGACUUCUACCUGUACAGAAAGGACGGGAACAAGUACAGGCUGCCCUUCCCAGAGUACGUGACAAUAUCGCCGAACUUCUACAAAAUACGCUGGUCGGAGCACACGUACAGAAGAAUGAAGAACGUGCUGGUGGUGGUGGACGUGUGCAACGACAAGUCGAACCAAAUAAUAUCGCAGCUGACUGACUUCGGCCAGUCUCUAGAGCAGGGCUUGUAUAACCAGCAACAGCAGCCAGUAGCGGCUGAGGCGGCGAUACCACAGAACGUGGUGUACGACGUGAUGAAGGGCUACGAGGCGCUGGACACGAGCAAGCACGCAGUGGCCGGGCAGGGAGUGGCAGGACUGGUGAUGGACAUAGACACGGUCCUGUCAAUACUGCACGCAGUGGACCCGGAGGGCCCUGACGAGUGGGAGUUGAUAUGCGAGAUGGUGACGGCGAACCUGAACAAGUACAGAGCGGAGAACAAGACGAACAUGAUAGGAGUCAAGGACUUUUUGAGCUGCAUGAACCCGCUCUACGCAGUCGACGCCACGAGGAAGUACAUCGUGGUGACGCUGGCGGAGGCGGAGGCAAUAAGAGCGUGGCUGCACAAAAACAAGGCCACGAAGACGAAGAUCGCGCUGAGGCACCUGGCGGCCAAGUUCCAGCCCUUCGACUCGAGCGCAGUGUACGCCCCCAAGUACUUCGACAAGCUGCAGAGCCUGGUUGGUCUGCAGUCGAGGAUCGUCAACAGCUGCCUGCGCUUCUUCAACUCGGAGAUACAGUUCUCGGAGGCGCAAAUCGCCAUCCUGACUACAGUCUUCAGGAACGUGAGUCCGCAGGACAGACUGAUGUUCUACCAGAACCUGCGGGAGACGCGCCUGGUGGUGCAGAACAUCAAGGUGGCGCUGAGCUGCUGCGAGAUCCUGUCGAAGGUAUUCACGUCGACCGCAAUCGACGACUUCGCAAUGCGCCUGCUGGGCCUGAGGUUCCAGUACCUGAUGGACCAGAAGGGAGGCCCGUCGUGCCUGCUCUCAGCAAUGAAGUGCGACAGAAUGUCAUUCGCACACAUGGAGAGGAUCCUGAGCCCGAACCCGCAGAAGCCGAUCGCGAAGAGCGCGGAGAUGAAGGCCUUCUUCACCAUGGUCGACACGGACUGCGACGGAGUGAUCUCGCUCGAGGACCUGCAGAACAUAUACGAGGAGCCCUCAAAGCCCUCAAUCACGAAGAUCAUUGCCUCGGUGCAGUUCACGAUGGUCAAGUAUAAGCAGAUAAGGCUGGUGGCGAGUUGCGCCGCGCUGGCGGCGUUCACGGCGAAGAGACUGACGCACGUGAAGUCGGAGACGGCCGUGACCUCGCAGUACUUCGUGCUGCUGAACCCGAAGCAGGCGCCAUCGACGCAGGGGAGCUCGCUCGGGUACAACGCGGCGCUCUCGAGCGUUAACGCGGACAGCAUCCACAUCAACGUGCUCAUGCUGAUCAGAGGGAGCGGAAUCGAGCUAUUCACGAAGCCGCCGAGCGACUUCAGGAUGGUCUGGAAGGACGCGCGCGAGCCGAGCCUGGCGCUGUGGGAGCCCGAGGCGCCGGAGGGCUACACGAGCCUGGGCCUGGUCGCCUCGACCGGGAACAGGCCUCCCAGGAGCUGCGUCCACUGCGUGCCGAAGAAGUGGCUGGAGGCCGCGGAGAAGUACGAGACGUUCGCGCUCGAGGGCCUGGGCGAGCGCGGCGAGCCUCUGGAGCUGGCGGUUUACUUGUCCGAGGGUGUGCUGAGCCUCGAGGCGCCGCGCCGCCUGCUCCACGAGAACUUCGCGCUUCAGCAGGACUUCUUCGACGCCACGAACAUUCCGGCGGUGCUCCAGCUUUAG
This is a messenger RNA of Theileria orientalis strain Shintoku, 13761 nucleotides long. RefSeq lists its product as uncharacterized. The transcript is spliced from 10 exons. Lineage: Eukaryota; Apicomplexa; Aconoidasida; Piroplasmida; Theileriidae. Gene Ontology annotation, cellular component: cytoplasm; nucleus. The coding region runs from base 1 to 13761 and encodes 4586 amino acids. The record is from RefSeq and is a predicted model, not a curated record. Gene Ontology annotation, biological process: protein deubiquitination involved in ubiquitin-dependent protein catabolic process. Gene Ontology annotation, molecular function: cysteine-type deubiquitinase activity; calcium ion binding; K63-linked polyubiquitin modification-dependent protein binding.